GCCUGUGUGGUGUUUUGGGGGACCCAGCCGGGAUCCCCCGGGCUCCUGUGAGGUGGGGGUGGGCCCGUACGGGGACACCCGGGUCCCUCAGGGGUAUAGGAUCCACGAGGGGACCUGAGCAGGACAUUUGGGUCCCUGAGGGGACCUGACCAGGACAUUUGGGUCCCUCAGAGUAUUAGAUCCCUGAGAGGACCCGAUCAGGAUAUUUGGGUCCUUCAGGGGUAUUGGAUCCAUGAGGGGACCUGAGAAGGACAUUUGGGUUUCUGAGGGGACCUGAGCAGGACAUUCGGGUCCCUUCUGGGGUAUUGGAUCCCUGAGGGGACCCGACCAGGACAUUUGGGUCCCAUCCUGGGACACCUGGAUCUCUUUGGCACACCCAGUCCUGGACCCCCCUGAACUUCUGCGAGGGCCCAUGUCUGUGGGAUGUGAGAGAUUUCAACCAACCCCAUCUCUGUGGGGCUGUGGGGGGCCUGUACUGAGGGUGCCUGGAUCCUUGUGGCAUGUGGGGCACCCAAAUCAGGACAUCUGGGGCUAUGGUGGGGGUCUAUACCAAGAGUGCCUGGAUUUUUUUGGCAUGUGGGGGACUCAAAUCAGGACAUCUGGGGCUAUGGGGGAUCUGUACCAAGGAUGCCUGGAUCCUUGUGGCAUUUGGGGGAUUCAAAUCAGAGCACCUGGGUCUCUGUGGGGUCUAUACCAAUGGUGCCUGGAUUUUUUUGGCAUGUGGGGGAUUCAAGUCAGGACACCCGGCUGGGUCCCUGUGGGCUACCAGGACACCAGCACACAGUGGGGAGGCAGAGGGGCUGUCACCCAAGCCUGGCAGCCCCCAACCCCCCCUGUGCCACCCUCGUGUCCCCUCAGCAGCCGCUGCUGUGGCCCCUCCAGCGCCGGCCCCGCCAUGAACUGCCGCGCCGAGGUGCUGGAGGUGUCGGUGGAGGGCAGGCAGGUGGAGGAGGCCAUGCUGGCCGUGCUCCACACCGUCCUGCUGCACCGCAGCACCGGCAAGUUCCACUACAAGAAGGAGGGCACCUACUCCAUUGGCACCGUGGGCACCCAGGACGUGGACUGCGACUUCAUCGACUUCGCCUACGUGCGCGUCUCCUCCGAGGAGCUCGACCGCGCUCUCCGCAAGGCUGUGGGGGAGUUUAAGGACGCGCUGCGCAGCUCCGGCUCCGACGGCAUGGGGCAGAUCUCCCUGGAGUUCUACCAGAAGAAGAAAUCCCGGUGGCCCUUCUCGGAUGAGUGCAUUCCCUGGGAGCUGUGGACCAUCAAGGUGAACGUGGUGAACCUGGCCAACGAGCAGGAGCGGCAGAUCUGCCGCGAGAAGGUGGGGGAGAAGCUCUGCGAGAAGAUCAUCAACAUCGUGGAGGUGAUGAACCGCCACGAGUACCUGCCCAAGAUGCCCACCCAGUCCGAGGUGGACAAUGUCUUUGACACCAGCCUGAAGGACGUGCAGCCCUACCUGUACAAGAUCUCCUACCAGAUCACGGACUCCCUGGGCACCUCGGUCACCACCACCAUGCGCCGGCUCAUCAAGGACACGCUGGCGCUGUAGGGCUGGUGUCACCCAGGUAGGGUCACCGUGGCACUUUUGGGGCAGUGACUCUGCUUGGAUCCCCUCCUUCACCUCCAGAAGGCUUCUGGGAGGAGCUUGGCUUGGCCUAGCCUGUAAUUUGGGGGUUGUUGCUCCUUGGUUUUGUCCAUCCUGGAGAACUGGCUCAGUGGCUCCGGCCUGGCUGAUGACCGGGGUGAGUCCUCAGGGCAAGGGUGGCACCAGCCCUGAGUGGUGCUGGGGCCUGGCAGAGGGUGCUGGGGGUCAGGGUGACACCCCACCCCACCCCUCUGCAGCACACUUGGUGCCACACAGCCAGUGCUGGCCGUGUCCCUUAUCACCACCUGUCCCCAGUGUCACUCCUGUCCCUGGGGGGCCAGAGCUGCCCCAAAAAUAAAAGAGUUUCUGCUUUCA
Molecule: messenger RNA, 1963 nt
Organism: Melospiza melodia melodia
Lineage: Eukaryota; Metazoa; Chordata; Aves; Passeriformes; Passerellidae
Gene: ATG101
Product: autophagy related 101
Exons: 2
Coding region: 413-1552 (379 amino acids)
Biological process (GO): autophagosome assembly; autophagy
Cellular component (GO): phagophore assembly site
Source: RefSeq, a predicted model, not a curated record